Molecule: messenger RNA, 816 nt
Organism: Salvia splendens (bonfire salvia)
Lineage: Eukaryota; Viridiplantae; Streptophyta; Magnoliopsida; Lamiales; Lamiaceae
Product: metallothiol transferase FosB
Exons: 3
Coding region: 188-697 (169 amino acids)
Source: RefSeq, a predicted model, not a curated record
CUCCAUUUCUACCGAUCCAUCGCUUCUCUCUUGUUCUUAUCCAUCUAUUUUUCUCUCUACACACACAAUCUCACUCUUCCGACUUUCUCGAUUAUUUCCCCCAAAAUCUUCACGUAGUUCAUUUGAUUUAAUAAAGAUUUUGGGUUGAAAAAUUAAGAAUUUAGAUUAUUUAAUAUUUUUGUUGAAGAUGAAGGAUAACAAGGGAAAUCCAUUACGUCUCUCUUCUGUGAAUCAUAUCUCACUUGUUUGCAAAUCAGUUGAAGAAUCAGCUUAUUUUUACCAAAAUGUUCUUGGCUUUGUACCGGUUAGAAGGCCUGGUUCAUUUGAUUUUCAUGGAGUAUGGCUGUUUGGUCACGGGAUUGGGAUACAUCUGCUGCGAUCAGAUGAUCCAGAAAAAAUGCCUAAGAAAACUGUGAUUAAUCCCAAAGAUAAUCAUAUUUCUUUUCAGUGCGAGAACAUGGCGAUGGUGGAGAAGAAGCUAGUGGAAAUGGGGAUUGAUCUGGUGCGGCAGAGAGUAGAGGAAGGAGGGGUGUACGUGGAGCAGCUGUUCUUCCACGAUCCGGAUGGGUUCAUGAUCGAGAUAUGCAACUGCGACAACAUCCCGAUAGUACCAUUGGCUGGGGAAAUUGUACGCUCGUGCUCGAGGUCGAGGAUGAAUCUGCCGCAGCAGAUCCAUCUCCCCGUGGUACAACCGUAGGAAGUUGUACGUCAUAACAACACUACAAAUCCGAUUUGGCCAACCUUUUUUUUGUUUCUUCUUCACUUUGUUCUUGUCGUAAUAACAUGUUCGGGAAUUCCAUUUUAAUUUUACGAUUA